Molecule: messenger RNA, 2224 nt
Organism: Glycine soja
Lineage: Eukaryota; Viridiplantae; Streptophyta; Magnoliopsida; Fabales; Fabaceae
Product: cell division protein FtsY homolog, chloroplastic-like
Exons: 11
Coding region: 93-1211 (372 amino acids)
Biological process (GO): SRP-dependent cotranslational protein targeting to membrane
Cellular component (GO): membrane
Molecular function (GO): GTPase activity; ATP hydrolysis activity; GTP binding
Source: RefSeq, a predicted model, not a curated record
AAGAUUUGUUUCAAAACGACGUCACUUUUGCUCACAUUAUCUUCUUCUUCUUCUUCAUCGAACUGCGGAGGCACUUAGCAGCAGUGGCAGAAAUGGCCACCACUUCUGCUUCAUUCGCGAGCUUCUCCGUCAUCUUGCGACCUUCUUCGUCCAAUCCCCAAUUCUUCCUCUUCAACGUCGCUCCCCGAACCGGAACCUCUCAUUCCCGAACCCGUUCGACUCGGUUCAGGUGCUCGGCCGGUCAGACCGGGUUCUUCACGAAACUAGGGCGGUUGAUAAAGGAGAAGGCGAAGAGCGACGUGGAGAAGCUUUUCUCGGGAUUCUCCAAGACCCGCAGCAACCUCGCCGUCAUCGACGAGCUUCUCCUCUAUUGGAACCUCGCCGACACCGAUCGGGUCCUCGACGAACUCGAAGAGGCUCUUUUAGUGUCUGAUUUUGGUCCAAGAAUCACUAUUAAAAUAGUGGAGAAUUUGCGCGAGGAUAUAUUUUCAGGGAAGCUUAAAUCAGGGAAUGAGAUAAAGGAAGCACUGAAGAGGAAUGUUUUGGAAUUAUUAACCUCCAAGGGGAGUAAAACUGAACUUCAACUUGGAUACAGGAAGCCAGCUGUAAUAAUGAUAGUUGGUGUUAACGGUGGAGGGAAGACUACAUCUUUGGGAAAGCUGGCCUAUAGAUUGAAGAAUGAAGGGGCUAAGAUAUUGAUGGCUGCUGGUGAUACAUUUAGAGCAGCUGCUAGUGAUCAGUUGGAAAUAUGGGCCGGACGGACUGGGUGUGAGAUUGUUGUGGCUGAAUCAGAGAAAGCAAAAGCAUCAUCAGUGCUUUCACAGGCUGUAAAAAAGGGAAAAGAGCUAGGUUUUGAUAUUGUAUUAUGUGAUACAUCUGGGCGUUUACACACUAAUUACAGCUUAAUGGAAGAGUUGAUUUCCUGUAAAAAAUCUGUUGCUAAGGUCAUUCCUGGCGCACCUAAUGAGAUCCUACUGGUUCUGGAUGGGACUACCGGUUUGAAUAUGUUGCCACAAGCAAGAGAAUUCAAUGAUGUUGUGGGUGUUACUGGUUUAAUUUUGACCAAACUGGAUGGUUCUGCUAGAGGUGGCUGUGUGGUCAGUGUGGUUGAUGAGCUUGGAAUCCCUGUAAAAUUUGUGGGUGUUGGUGAAGGUGUUGAAGACCUUCAACCCUUUGAUGCGGAGUCCUUUGUGAAUGCCAUUUUUAUUUAAACCAAUAUUGUGGGUUUGGUAUGUACAUCAUGACUUGUCCUUUUCAUUCCUUUCAAAUAUGAUUUUGAAUUCUUUUCAUACAUAAUUGCAGUUAAAAUGUCACCUACAAAAUGUUCUCCUUCUUUACUUUUUCAAUUUCACGAAUUUCAUCCCUCCAUUUUUUUCCCACCAAUUUGAUCCACCACUAUUUUAUAGUACAAUUUUGGUCCAUAUGUUACCUUAACAUUCUGUGUUUAACAGAAAUGAUGACAUGACAGUGCACUAAAGUGCCACAUCAAUAUUUCUACUAAAUAUUGGAUGUCAAGUUAACAGACGGACUAAAGUUGCACACUUAAAAUAAUAGAGGGAUUAAAUCUGUAAAAGCAAAAUGGAAGAAAUCCGCAAAAUUGAGAAAAUUGAAGGACUAAAAGUGAAAUUAAGUCAAUUUAAAAUAUUUCCAAUAGCCACUUGGGGUGCAGGGAUGGGGUAAGCUUGGAGUUAUAGGCCUUUGAUUCAGUUUCUGAAUGAAAAACCCCAAAAAAAUGGAUUAUUAGUUUGUUACUAUUUUGGGUUACUUGCAUAUUUGUCGUUUCAACUUUGAAUCUGUUCUUCUGACAUUGUUGUUUAUGUAAGUAUGUAACUAUUCGGAAUCAUUUGUUAGCAAAAACAGCUUGACAUGAACAUUCAGAGCAACACCUGGUCAACAGGAAAGAUGGCACUUUAUUAUGGAAACCGUUAUUGGGAAGGGCCAAGCAUUGCGAAUAAGUGUACAUGAUUUUGAGGUGCAGAGCUGUUGUUGCUUUUGAGGAACGCUGAGUGUAUACAAUCUUCCUUUUGCAUGCUGUGUCUGAAAGUUUCUGACAAUGCAAAUGAGACGUAGGGUUUAUAAUCACUCCUGUUUAUGAACAGAAGGAUUUUAUUGUGGUGUGCAUAUAGAUGAUACUUAAGGAAAAUGUAAAUACAUUGCUCCAUUGUCUGUCAACAUCUGAUUAAUGACAACUAUUUUUAUUUCUUCGACCUCUCAACGAGGUUAA